AUGUUUAGAUCAACAACUUCUAAAUAUUCUUCCAAUCUAAUUCAAAUCCAAAAACAAUUUUUAUCCACAAAGACACAUGAUGUCGUCGUCAUAGGGGGUGGUCCAGGUGGUUACGUCGCCGCCAUUAAAGCCGCUCAACUAGGUUACAACACUGCCUGUGUCGAAAAGAGAGGUAGAUUAGGUGGUACUUGUUUAAAUGUCGGUUGUAUCCCAUCCAAAUCUCUUUUGAAUAAUUCUCAUCUUUAUCAAGAAAUUAAAGAAAGCGCCGCAAAGAGAGGUAUUGAUAUCAAGGGUGAUGUCUCUGUAAAUGUCCAAAACUUUCAAAAGGCUAAAGAUGAUUCAGUUAAACAAUUAACUUCUGGUAUCGAAAUGUUAUUUAAGAAAAAUAAAGUCACUUAUUACAAAGGUACUGCCUCAUUUAAAGAUCAAAAUACUAUUAAAGUGGUUCCAAUAGAAUCUGCGGCUGAAAAGGAAGAAUUGGAAUUAAAGACUGAGAAGGUAAUUAUCGCUACUGGUUCCGAAGUUACUCCAUUCCCAGGUAUCGAAAUCGAUGAAGAAAGAAUCGUUUCUUCUACAGGUGCUUUAUCCUUAAAGGAAAUCCCAAAGAGAUUAGCCAUCAUUGGUGGUGGUAUUAUUGGUUUAGAAAUGGGUUCUGUUUAUAGUAGAUUAGGUUCUAAAGUCACAAUUUUGGAAUUUGCACCAGCUAUUGGUGCUUCUAUGGAUGGUGAAAUUGCAAAGACCACUCAAAAAUUCUUAAAGAAACAAGGUUUUGAUUUCAAACUAGGCCAAAAAGUUGUUUCUGCCAAAAGAAAUAACGAUGUCGUGGAUAUCGAAUAUGAAGAUGUCAAGACUGGUAAGAAAGAAUCUUUACAAUCAGAUGUUCUAUUAGUAGCUAUUGGUAGAAGACCAUACAUGCAAGGCUUAAAUGCUGAAGCUAUAGGCUUAGAAGUUGACAAACGUGGCCGUGUUGUUAUUGAUGAUCAAUUCAAUACAAAAUACCCAAAUAUUAAAUGUAUCGGUGAUGUCACUUUCGGUCCUAUGUUAGCUCACAAGGCCGAAGAAGAAGGUAUUGCUGCUGCUGAAUUCUUUAAGAAUGGCCAUGGUCAUGUUAAUUACAAUAACAUUCCAUCUGUCAUGUACUCGCAUCCAGAAGUUGCUUGGGUUGGUAAGACUGAAGAACAAUUAAAAGCUGAAAAUAUUGAAUACAAGAUUGGUAAAUUCCCAUUCAUUGCUAACUCAAGAGCAAAGACUAAUAUGGAUUCUGAAGGGUUUGUUAAGAUCUUAAUUGACGCCAAGACUGAAAGAAUCUUGGGUGCUCAUAUCAUCGGUCCAAACGCCGGUGAAAUGAUUGCUGAAGCUGGGCUAGCUCUAGAAUAUGGUGCUUCUGCUGAAGAUGUUGCCAGAGUUUGCCAUGCUCACCCAACCUUAUCUGAAGCAUUCAAAGAAGCUAACUUAGCUGCUUUCUCAAAGCCAAUUAAUUUCUAA
Molecule: messenger RNA, 1485 nt
Organism: Henningerozyma blattae CBS 6284
Lineage: Eukaryota; Fungi; Ascomycota; Saccharomycetes; Saccharomycetales; Saccharomycetaceae
Gene: LPD1
Product: dihydrolipoyl dehydrogenase
Exons: 1
Coding region: 1-1485 (494 amino acids)
Cellular component (GO): mitochondrion; oxoglutarate dehydrogenase complex
Molecular function (GO): flavin adenine dinucleotide binding; dihydrolipoyl dehydrogenase (NADH) activity
Source: RefSeq, a predicted model, not a curated record